AUGGAAGAAUCUGCUGUUUCAAAAGGUGCAGGGGAUGCUAAAGAAGGAAAUAAUUAUCCCGUUGGUAGUGUCGAUGCAGUUUCAAAGGAGAACAAUGGGACGAAAUAUGAAAAGAUCUUGAAGAAAGAUACCGAAUCAAAGAUCUCGCCAGUUAACGUGGCCGAUUCUGCAACCAACCAGAGUUUGAUAAGUUCAGUGGUCUCACCGAGGUUGGAAGAAGAAUAUCCGACUGUUGAUCAUCCCACCAGCCCAUCUCCAUAUCUCUCAGUUGAUCAGUCGUCCAUCUCUGCAAUGCAUCACAACACGUCAGGCGGAUAUCCUUAUGAACAGGACACACUGAGGUCAGGACACUCACAGUUUGAUUCAUCCAUCAAUAAAAGUCUGCACUCCUCAACAUUUGGAAUCCCCAAUAAGCAGUUCUACAAUAUGAGCUACCUGGAAAGGGUCGGGACAAAUACGAUCUUAAGGAGGGAAGGAAACCAUAUGAAUCAAGGAUUGGAUGCAUUGGUGAGAAAUUUGAAUGCUGCUGCAUCCGUCACUUUAAAUGGGAGAUCUCUAUCAACGCUUCCUACUUAUUCGGCUACACAUCUCGAUGGUGGCCUGGAUAGAACUCACAGUAAAAAUAAUGUGAGAAAUAAAUCUGAAAGAGAUCUGCUAGUAACUUCCAGCCAGGAAAACAGCUCUGAUGUAAAUGAUUCUUCAAAAAGUCAGGCCUUUGUUAAGCUUGAGAAAAAGAUAUGUGAACUUGAGAAGAUAGCUAGCAUGGAGUCGGGUGCGGCUGCUGUUAUCCUGAAAGAGCUUAAAAAACAAAGGUCAGUCGAGGUUGAAGUGGAUCCGCGAGAUACGUCACGUGAUCCAUCUGCUGAAAAAAGUUUACCCAUCGUCUUCAAAUGUCAGAGACCAAGACUUGCUUCACCAACAGGCACUCUCCAAAGAUUCGCUGCCAUGAGUGAUGGUAGGAGAUGUGUAUCGUCCAUGAUGAAUCAUCCCAACUUUGCACUGCCGAGGUGUCAUUCAUUAAGAUACAAGUCCGUCCUAUCUUCACCUGCUGACAAUUACAAGACGAACGUGGACAGCCUUCCAAUGCAUUCAACUCCUGUGGUGGAUGUGGCGAGGAAGUUGUAUUCAGCGUCGAAUGAGAAUGAAGCAGUGGAUGGUGUGGUCAGGGACCCAAUAACUGGACUCAAAAAACGGUCGUCCAUUAAGAUGAGGUCAUUCACCUUGUCACCAUCUUGCGACUCCCCAUUGACGAACGUGACGUCAUCGUACAUGCAACAAGAUGAACAACAGCCACACCCACGUCAUAAAACACGUUGGCAGCAGCAUCAACACGAAUAUGACUAUACGUUGAGUGAAUUGCAAGAUGCACUGAACUGCAACCAACUACAGUUGGAUAGGGAUUGCUUGGAGGAGUAUCUGUCUAAUAUGGAGUUUGAAAGUUUGUUCAAGAUGCCCAGGAACGAGUUCAGAGCACUACAAGCGGAUCAACAAAUUUUAUUGAAGAAGAAAUAUUUAUUAGCUUGAAUCAUUUUUUAAAAAUUUCAUCCAAAAUCUUAAAUUUUAGUUUGUUUGUGGGAUUACGUAAGAAUUUUUUCCACUAAAUUUAGGUUUUUUAGUAGGUUUUUUGAAUGGGUGACCCAAAAUAGUUUUUUUUUUUAAAUAUUUUUAAAGUACUCUCGAGAAUUUUCAGUUGUUAUUCAGUGAUGAGGAUUACACUGGUCGUUGUUUAUUUGAAUUCGACCACGUAUCAUCAUUGUUAGCUUCGAAACUUUUGUUUUUAGUUGAAUAUCCGAAUUAUCGCAAUGCUUCUCAACAUCGCUU
Messenger RNA from Helobdella robusta, 1821 nucleotides. RefSeq lists its product as hypothetical. The record is from RefSeq and is a predicted model, not a curated record. Gene Ontology annotation, biological process: cytoskeleton organization. The transcript has 12 exons. Bases 1 to 1524 code for a protein of 507 amino acids. Gene Ontology annotation, molecular function: actin binding. NCBI's taxonomy places the organism in Eukaryota, Metazoa, Annelida, Clitellata, Rhynchobdellida, Glossiphoniidae.